GAUCCUCCUCAUCUCUGUGUUUGAAUUUUAGUCCCUUCAAGAACCAUGGCCUGCACGCUGGAUUUCAGGUGCUUAGAUGAAGGUCUUGGGGGACAAAAGAACAAGCGUAAGAGAGAAGAAACUGACACCCGAAAUGCAGAUUCUUCAAUGGAGGUGGAUGACAUGGAAGCAUGCCCACAGGCCAAGAGGGCUGCCCUUCCGUCCUCAGAGAACCCAGAAAAACCUGUAUUUGGGAAGCCCACCUACGAUGGCGUUAUUGCUGGAAAAGUAUCUGGCAGGAAAUGGAAGGAGCCUAGGAAACACCGAGCUUCUGCCUCAAAGAUCUCCGUGAAGGGGGUUCCUUUGGAACAACGUGUGAAGCAGAAGGAGAUCAAGAAAGCCUACCAGGAACGGAUGAAAGAGUUGAAGGAGGAGAUAAGGUUGAACAAGGUGGAGAAGAGAAAGAAGAGGGAGGAGAGGGAGAAGAAGAAGAAGGAGAAUAUAUUGAGGUCAGGGACUAAGCUUCAGAAGAUUACUAACCCAAAAACAUUGAAGAAAAUCGCCAAGUCCAAGCAGAAAAAGCUUCUAAAGGUUGUCCCUGAUGACUUGCUUAAGAAGUAGGCUGGAUUCUAUUGAUGUUCAGUUUCUCUGUGUCAUUGGGUACAACAGGUGUACCUGAAUUUCACAACUCAUUGUAGGUUGUUAUGACAAAUAUACUUGUUUCAAAAAAAAAAAUGGUAGUUUUGAGUUGUCACCAAGGAAUGGAUAUGUCCAGCUCCUGGUUCUGUUUUGACAUAAUUUAAUUUUGUUGGGUUUCAGAUGUUGCUUUGCUGCUUAAUAUUUUCCUUUAUUGAUAUCUGCUAUGUUU
Molecule: messenger RNA, 847 nt
Organism: Telopea speciosissima
Lineage: Eukaryota; Viridiplantae; Streptophyta; Magnoliopsida; Proteales; Proteaceae
Product: coiled-coil domain-containing protein 86
Exons: 2
Coding region: 46-600 (184 amino acids)
Cellular component (GO): nucleolus
Source: RefSeq, a predicted model, not a curated record